Armigeres subalbatus is the source of this 2085-nucleotide messenger RNA. RefSeq lists its product as uncharacterized. Gene Ontology annotation, cellular component: cytoplasm. Bases 741 to 2072 code for a protein of 443 amino acids. NCBI's taxonomy places the organism in Eukaryota, Metazoa, Arthropoda, Insecta, Diptera, Culicidae. The transcript is spliced from 5 exons. Gene Ontology annotation, molecular function: ubiquitin protein ligase activity; protein binding. The record is from RefSeq and is a predicted model, not a curated record.
UUAAGCCGGUUGGACGUGUGCGAGCUCGAAGGUCUAGCGCGUGGUGGUGCGCCGACGGUUUUAACUCGAUCCGCGUGCUUUGCAUUCCGUGACACCGUUAAGAGCACAUGGCGGCGCCAUAGAAUCAACAGUUGGACACUGCACUGGGAGAGAAAAAGCAGCAGGUUGUGUAACGAUUUUGUCCAUUUCGGUAUAGCAAACCACCACCGCCGUUUGGUCGCUCGCUCUGGGCCUGAGCGUAAACAAAGCAAAAAGAAAUUGAAGUAGUGCUGCGGUCUCCGGGGUUUGAUUGUGGAGCAGUGCGGACUGAAUCGAUGAGCUGUGUUGACGACAGAGCUGUUGAAAUAGUUAAUUGAGUAAUCGACCGUUUAAACAGUGAAAAAGCCGGUUUCUGAUUUGAAGAAUUCGUUGCAUAGAGUGAUGAUAAUAAUUUGCAAGAAGGUUAUUUGAACUGAAAUUUGAUCAGCUGAUUAGGAAAGGUUAAAGGAUUGAAAUUUGAGCAGAUCGUGCAGAAGCACAGCUAAUUGACGGGCUUAGUAUGACGCAUACCGGUGAUUCCCUGCGGUACACCACAUCUUGAGAUGAUUGGCCUUCACCUUACAUGCGGCGAAAGAAAGCAAAACAAUUGAGCAGAAAAUCGAGCAAAAAAGUAAUUGUGAGAAACCCAAAUAGGCGUUAAGUUCCAACAGCCGUAUCACUACACGCGGUAAAUUACUGACUGUCUCCGUGGCCUGGGUCUAAUGGCAGAAGUGAAAGCAGCAGAUAAGUCAGAUGAAUCCAAGGAAAUUACCGAACAGUUGGAGAAUGCCGACUACUUUUUGCGCAACAUAUUCAUCCCUGCCGAUACGGGAGGAAACCUGGGAAUGCACCUGAGUCGGACUCCGUGGGACCCCUAUCCGUGGGUUAGUGGCGUUCUGGCGGGGUCUUGUGCAGAGCAGGCAGGAGUACGAGUUGGCGAUUGUGUCUUGGAGGCAAAUGGCGAGGACUUACUGGGACUUAAAAUAGUUGAUAUUGCUAAGCGCGUUAGGAACAGCAAACAAAGCGCGAAACCACGACCAGGUGUCAGCUUGAUGCUGUGGAACUCUGGAUUCGAGAAAAAUAACCUCAACCCACAGUCAUUGUCUCGAUUCGCCAGCUGUCUUCAGGGCAUUUCCGGGCUGUUGGAAUGCCCUGUGUGCAUGGAAAUUAUUCGGCCCCCCUCGUGGCAGUGUUGCCAUGGUCAUCUCAUAUGUUCCAGUUGCCGCUCUAAGAGCACCAAGUGUCCGAUUUGCCGAGUGAUACUGGGACGGGGCCGGUGCAUAGUGGCAGACAAAUUGUUCAAUUUCCUGGUACAAACGCUCGGCCAUCAUGAAGGGGAAAAGCAUCGGACAGCGCAGAAGCCAUCUAAUUUACAGCAAAUCAGUGCUCGCCUGCCGUUGCUUUCACGUGACCAUCGACUAUGUAAACAAUCGUUAAAAUUAAAAGCAAAUAGCUACAUCGCCAGCACUGAUGACCCAACCGCCCUCAGGAUCACUAAACUGGCACCGCUGCCGCUUCAAUUUUGCUGCCCGUCCGGCCAACCGUGUGAUAAAAUGAAAAAUCAACAUGACAUAUUAAUUCAUUUGCAGAAAUCUCAUCAAACGAGUGUCAUGCAGUAUUAUGCAGCUGCCGGCGACCAGCUUAGUAUAAAUUUCAAUGAAUCAUGUGUAACGUGUAUCGUUCUGGUACCCGAAACCGUGCCGGACGAAAACAACAACUCUGGGCAGAACUCCGGCUCUAAUGAUAAUUGCGGUCACAACAGAAUCAAAUUAGAAUCAGGGGCCAUUUCAGAGCAGAACGAAAUAUUCUUCCUCGCCCGGUUUCGCUGCAUCCAGGCCAGCAAUCAAGCCCUUUAUUGGUUGUGGUACCUUGGUUCCCUGGAGGCCAUCAACCGGUUCCAUGUAACCUUAUCGGAUGCACAUAGUAAAGCCAGUUGGAGUGGAAGUCCGGUAUCACUUCGGCAGAACUGUAAAGAAGCCCUGAAAACCAAACAGUAUAUCAAACUGGACUAUGCUACGAAAGGGCUGCGUGUUAAGGUUGACUUUGUGGAAUAAAUAGGUGUUGUUU